Messenger RNA from Drosophila rhopaloa, 2136 nucleotides. RefSeq names its product sphingomyelin synthase-related 1 (gene SMSr). Gene Ontology annotation, biological process: ceramide biosynthetic process. The transcript has 4 exons. The coding region runs from base 283 to 2058 and encodes 591 amino acids. Gene Ontology annotation, cellular component: Golgi membrane; endoplasmic reticulum membrane. Gene Ontology annotation, molecular function: ceramide cholinephosphotransferase activity; protein binding; sphingomyelin synthase activity. NCBI's taxonomy places the organism in Eukaryota, Metazoa, Arthropoda, Insecta, Diptera, Drosophilidae. The record is from RefSeq and is a predicted model, not a curated record.
CAACACCGCUCGCUCUGCUCUGCUCUCACUCUCUCACGGAACAAUCUGAGUAGUCGCUGGAUUUUACAAGUAACCAAAUUAAAUGUGCUUUUACAUCAACAAACGCUGGACGCGCAAUUAGAGAGGUGUUAAUUAUGCGUCGCAGCAGCAGCCAGCAGUGAAAUAAUGAUGCACUCCAUCUGAGUUUGGCAGCACAGUUGUUGGAUUGAAUAUAUCGCAAAAUCGGUAAAAAUAAAAUCGUCAGAAGAAGAACAUCGAACCGAACGGAAAAAAGAAAGCGCGAUGUGCGACGGUGAAAUUGGCGAUCCGGUGACUCAGCCACGUUCAGAAGGCGGUGGAUUGUCGUCAGAGCCCCGAGCCCAGUUCCUCGAUCCGGCUGAGAAGCACCUGACCAAUGGAUCAUCCGAUCCGGAGCCUGUAGAUCCCCUUUUGGUGGCCCAGUGGUCAGUGGAGGAUGUGACCAACUGGGCCAGCUAUACAGAGAAACUCUCGAAGGUUCUUCUAGACUGCCUGCGCCAGGAGGCCAUCGAUGGCGAGGUCCUUCUCUCCCUCACAGAGGAAGAUGUCAGGGAUAUGCGCUAUCGCCUAGGCUACAAACUCACCUUUGGGGAGCUCAAGAAGUUCUGGGUAGCAGUCCUUAAACUACAACUCCUGGUCAAAAACAGCUCCGCGGAAUCCGUAAUGCUAGGCAUCGGAAACUCGGUUUACAUGCCACUGGUAACCACCGGUGGACCACCCUCUACAUCCACGUGCCCCUGCCCGCAGCCCGAGUGCCCCAGCUAUGUGUCUGAUUGCGAUACCUAUUUGCGCAUGGGCGGACGCUAUGUUCCGCCGGAAUACUUCAAGACCGCCAUGAGCUUAGGCUACUCAUUUGUGGUCACCUGGAUAACUUCGCUAACGAUGGUUAUCGUUCACGAGCGGGUUCCGGACAUGAAGCGCUAUCCUCCGCUGCCGGACAUCUUCCUGGACAACGUGCCGCACAUUCCGUGGGCCUUCAACAUGUGCGAAAUAACCGGCUCGCUGCUGUUCACCAUUUGGGUAAUUGUGCUGAUAUUCCACAAGUACCGAUUAGUUCUCCUGAGGCGAUUCUUCGCAUUGGCCGGUACGGUUUUCCUGCUGCGCUGCGUAACCAUGCUGAUCACCUCGCUAAGCGUCCCUGGAACGCAUUUGCAGUGCAGCCAAAAGGACUUUGCCAUCGAUGAUCCAAACGUGGACAUGGUGGGAGCGUUGAUCAUCCGGAUGACGCGGGCGUAUCGCAUCUGGAGCGGCUUGGGGAUGUCCAUUCAAGGCGUCCGCACCUGUGGAGAUUACAUGUUCAGUGGUCACACGGUGGCCUUGACCCUGCUGAACUUCUUUAUUACGGAGUACACUCCGCGGAAUCUGUACUUCCUGCACACGCUUACCUGGCUACUCAACAUGUUCGGCAUCUUCUUUAUCCUGGCUGCCCACGAGCACUACUCCAUCGAUGUGUUUGUGGCCUUCUAUAUCACCUCCCGCCUUUUUCUGUACUAUCAUACUUUGGCAAAUAACAGGGCCCUCAUGCAAAGCGACUCCAAGAGGACGCGUGUUUGGUUUCCCAUGUUCAGCUACUUUGAGAGCAGCGUCGAUGGUAUGGUGCCCAAUGAAUAUGACACACUGGGUUCCCUUAUCGAUGGAAUUUUUGAUCAGAUCCUUAAGGCCAAGGAUCAACUGUCCGUUACAGUAAAGCGCUGCUGGGUGGAUACCCGGCUGUCCGACAACUCAACGGAUCGUAUCUUUGGCUCCGAUUCGGAUCAAUGUCUGCACAAUGGAACGGUUACAUCCGCCUUCUUCAGUCCUCACCAGUCGGUGGUUGGAGGAUUGAGUCACCACAGCAGUAAGACGCAUUUGAAUAGUGCUCAAUCCACGGCUGCCACGUCAUCUAUUGCUUCUACGUCUGGUUCUCCGCCGGCGAACAGCUUGCAGCCACACAAGAAGACCUUCAAGGACGCCAGUGUGGACCCAUUCUCUAGAAUGACGUUUGUUGCGACCCAGGAACCAUCCAAGAAUACGCCGCUGAAGGAAAAGAAGCAGCUCUGAUUCCCACAGCCAUUCGCUCUUCCAAAUAUGUUUAUCGAUGCUGUUCUUCGAAAAGCAAACAUGCAGAAAUCAACCAUA